AUAUUUAUCGUUUGGAUUGGCCCAUGUUGCAGAGUGAUGCGGAAAGCGAAGGUCUCUAUCCAAACAGCAGAUGUAAAGAAAGCCAUAUCUCAGUAUUCAGUCGACGUUGUCACUGAGAAAAAUGAUCAACCUAUUGUUGUCUGGCGAAGGUCAGUGGCGCCUGUUGCUCCCCAUUGUCUUCCCUUUCUAAACUACCAGCUAUGA
This is a messenger RNA of Cantharellus anzutake, 204 nucleotides long. RefSeq lists its product as uncharacterized. The record is from RefSeq and is a predicted model, not a curated record. Lineage: Eukaryota; Fungi; Basidiomycota; Agaricomycetes; Cantharellales; Hydnaceae. The annotation marks the transcript as partial. Gene Ontology annotation, molecular function: actin binding. The transcript is spliced from 2 exons.